GCCGUUUGUAAGGAGGAAUGGCGACGGUCUAAGAGGAGGACGAGGCAGCUUUUUAAAGCGGAACCCGAGCGCACACAGGCUGGAGUCGCGCUACUAUAAGGCAGGAUAACCUUAACCUCAAUGGACGGUGGUCUGGUGGAAUCGGGCCUGUCGGUGACCCAGCAGGCAGUGGCCCCACAGCCUCAGCCCCCAGCCUCUCCAAGCCUGCACAACCGGCCACGGGACCGGAGGAAGAUGCCGGCCUUCUUGUCGAACCUGGGCAAACCCACGCUUCGUGGGAUACGUCGGUGCCCGCAGUGCGGCAUAUACAAUGGCACACGCGGCUUGAGCUGCAAGAACAAAGCGUGCGGCGCCGUGUUCCGUGAUGGUGCUGCAGCUGGUGCCAGGGCUGGGGCUAAGAAGGGCUGCACCGAGGUGGUGCGUCUGGUGAUAGACGGAGGAGGUGGAGGGGGUGAGGGUAGGGCAGAGGGCACUCAGGUAUUUUCUGUGCGACAGCGCGGAAGAGGUGCAGAGCUGCGCGGCUUUGUGGAGCUCACGCUAACAGACACAGCCAUCACCACACCGGACGGCACCGUGCUGACACGCGUUAGUCUCGGCCGCUGCUUCAUGGCGGCAUGCCGCCAGGGACAGGGUCAGGCGCAGAGGGGUAGCGAGAGGCAGCCUGGCACGCGAACUGGCCCGACGGUGCAGUCGCUUCAGCCGGAGAGCCCCUGUGUGCACGUAAAGCAGGCAAUGGAGUGUCAGACAGAAGCCAGUCCCCUCGCACUCAAAAGCUCUGUGCUGGACUCCCUGCAGGCCCCCAGCCAGGUGAAGGAGGAGCUGUGGCGGCUAGCCACUGAGUCAGCGGGCCCUCUCGUCCAGAGGGUGUCACGCAGCACUCUGGUGGUGAAGUGCCACGCCAGUGAGAGCCACCCGCUCGGGCUGCUGCACCUGACGGUGGCUUUGGCUCCAGGUGGGGUCAGGGGUGAGGUUCGAGCCAGGGAGGGGCAGCACACCCAGUUCCACUGCGCCUGCCAGGGCACAGACACCAAGAGAGGGUCAGGGGUCAGGGCAGGUGAGGCUCAGCUCUCAGACAUCAGGGAUCAUAGUGAGGACACGGGUGCUCCUGCAUCUCUUCCCCUCGGCACCUCUGGCUCCUCCUCGUCCUCCUCAUCACAAGAGGUGUGCCUCCACUACUACGCCUGCGUGUGUGCGCUCACAAGUGAUGCAAAACUGGCUGCUGAGUUUGCUCACUUCCUCAGCUACGCGCCUGACGGUGUGCGUGUUAGCGCCAGCUGCUCUGUCCUUGCGGCUCCGGAUCGUCAGCACCUGGCAGAAUCUGGGACUCCUCACAGGACCAAAAAGUCUAAAGUGGAGGACCUUCUCGCUGGAAUACCUUUCUGGGUUUUGUCUUUGUGUCCAACGUGCCCUUCCCGCAUCCCAGCGUCUGCCUCUGCCCAAGGUGUCCGAGAGAGCCUGCUGGCACCUGCCCCACGUAAACCUAGCCAGAGAAAGCAGCCCAUCUCUGCUGCUGUGAAGGACGCAGGAAGCAGCCAGCCUGUAGAUGAGAGCCAUGUAUCCUUAUCCUUUCAGCAGUGGCUUGCCAGUGUGACAGAGCGUAUCCACCAGACCAUGCACUUCCAGUUUGACGGCAAGCCGGAGCCACUGGUCUUCCACAUUCCCCAAGCCUUCUUCAACGCUCUGCAGCAGCGCCUCUCCCUGGGAUCCAAGAAGAGGAGACUCCCCAACUUCACCACAGCCUUUGUGAGGAAUGACGCUCUGCCCUUGGGAACCUUCUCCAAGUACACCUGGCACAUCACCAACCUGCUGCAAGUCAAACGGAUAUUUGACACACCUGAGCUCCCCCUGGAGCUCACGCAGAGUUUUGUGAAGAAUGGCGACGGCUCCUUUUCUCCAUCCCGAUGUUCAGAGGUUCCACCUGCAGCAGAGGGGCAUGCAGGAACUGAGAGGCCUCAGGCCAUCCGCCCACUAGAGCUGCGUACGUUCCUGAAAGUGGGGACGUCAUCAUCGGAACACAAAGGCCCCAUUCCAUUUAUUAUCGAGUGGAUCCCUGACAUCUUGCCGAGGUCCAGAGUAGGCGAGCUGCGAAUCCGCUUUGAAUACGGGCACCAGCAGAGCGGACCAGCAGAACACGGAGAUGCAAUGGCUGCCAGACAGGUCGGGGUUUCUGGAGGGGUCGGUGGCGGCAGCAUGGUGGCCACCUCUGACGUGGGCCAGUCACUGCCAGCUUCCACUAUUGAGAUCUUUCGUGUCACUGUCCCGUGAAGGCUUCCUGAGAAACUGAUGGGGCGAUAUACUUUUGCGAUUUUUAAGAAUCUAGAAUGUGAUUCGCUGUCUGUGGAGGAUUUAAAAAACCGAAUAAGCGACUAUGGGAAUUUUUCUUUGAAUGGGGAGGGGCAAACAGUGAUGGACAACUGAAAGUGCAGACUGCAGCACCUCUUCCAAAAUCCUGCCUGGGAUGACAGCUGCUGAUGUGGUAACAGAGCACACUGUAGGCUGUUCUUCAUAUGAGAAAUCCAGCAACAUUUGUGUUUGUGCUUUUAAUAUUGCUAUGUUUAACUAGUCUGCUUUGGCGACUUUUAAAAUUACGGCCUUUAAGUGGAAGCUCUGCUGAGUGAUGACAUGAGUGUGGUGUGUCUGAUGGGACAUAAUGGGAAUGCGUCCUCUUGUUCUUGUUACACCUAGACAAUUUGUGUGCACCAUGAAAGGCUGUGGUCUCAUCACCAAGAAUAUAGCCAUUCCAGUUAUUAUAACCAAAGAAUAAAGUUACUGUUUUCUGCCAAAUACC
Molecule: messenger RNA, 2788 nt
Organism: Scleropages formosus (Asian bonytongue)
Lineage: Eukaryota; Metazoa; Chordata; Actinopteri; Osteoglossiformes; Osteoglossidae
Gene: c6h2orf42
Product: chromosome 6 C2orf42 homolog
Exons: 9
Coding region: 121-2265 (714 amino acids)
Cellular component (GO): nucleus
Source: RefSeq, a predicted model, not a curated record